CUCUCAGUUACUCUUCCUGGGCAAUCGCGAACAGCUGCGGAGGUGUCACCGAUCCCCGAGCAGCGCGGGGUGGCGUGCGUGGGAAUUGGGUUCCUGCUCCGAUUUGCACUGGCUCGCACCGAGGCUAUCUCGGCGCUUUGUCCCUCCGUUGAGCAAAGAGCUGAAUGGGAAUUCUGUGAUAAAUCGCUUUUAAUGCAAAGCGCGCGUUUGGUCCCACAGUGCUGAAUGGGAAUAGCUGCAGCGUGUGAGCCGGGAGGGCGCAGCGCUCCGGCUGUUAUCUCUGCUCGAUUCCCACUUUGAUGUGGCUUCGCACUUGCAAACUAGCCCGCUCGGGACUGAAGCGCCUGUAUAAGAGCUGAUCGAAGCCGACAGCCCCAGCCCCUCACCGCCAUGAGCCAGGCCGACUUUCCCCUGGCAGAGCACAAAUCCGACGGGAUGCGGCCCCACAUCUGCUGCGUCCCCCCUCCCCGCGCCCCCACCUCGCAGGGCCGCGGCCGCAAUUCCCUCCUGGCCAGGGCCGAGCCCCGACGGGGGAGUCCGCGACCAGAACAGCCCUUGGACUGCGAGCCCGGCGCGGAGCGGCGGAGUGGGACCUGUCCCCAGGAGCCCAGCGAGCGCUACCUGUCGGAGCCAGCCCCUGACGGCGGAUGGCUGAGCGCCGACGAGUCCUCGGGCUACGAGAGCGAGAGCGCCGGCGGGGAGCGCUCGGAAGCGGAGGCGCCGUGCGGGAGCCGCGGGCGUCAGCGGCGGGCGCGGACCGCCUUCAGCUCGGAGCAGGUGUGUCGGCUGGAGAAGACAUUCCAGCACCAGAAGUACCUGGGAGCCUCGGAGCGGAGGAAGCUGGCAGCCGCCCUGCAGCUCUCCGAGGUCCAGAUCAAGACGUGGUUUCAGAACAGGAGGAUGAAACUGAAGAGGGAAAUCCAGGACCAACAGCACCUCGUAUCUCCUGCUCCGCUCUACAGCUUCCCCCCGGGAACCACCCCUCCAGCCCUCCUUUCCGAUGAAGGCUUUCCGUUGUCUUUCCACUAUCCCUUUGCUCCACAGCACCAGAGACUCCUGCCUCUCCCCCCGGUGUCUGCGAUGCAGCUCAGCUUCUCCUUCCCCAGAUACGAUGCUUUUCAAAGCACCUACUGCUUCACGGCAAGCGAGCUGCCGUACUACCAUCAACACUUGCUUCCUCCUCAUCCUUCUUUCCAUUCAGUAAUUCAGAAUAAAAUGGACAAUAAAUGCUAUCCUCUGUACACCUGAUAGUGAAAACAAAACAUGGCAGACAAACAGGAAAAAUUGAUGAGUAUGAUGUAUUAGAAUAGUGAGAGAAUGUAUUAUUUUCCACUUCGAUGGAUUUUUUUUUCUGAUUUGUAAUCUUACAUGUUUAUUUUUCUAAAUUAAUUGUAAAGAGUAAUAUUUAUUAAUAUUUGUACUAAUUAGCAUUAAAAUUUAUUGGAUGUGGUGCCUCUCGGUCUUCUUUAUGCCUCACCUUUUUGAAAAGCUUUAUUUUUUUCCCCAAAUACUUCUAUCUUCGUCCUUUGAUUUGCACUUGUGCUGAAGAUACCUUAAGCACAGCUGAAAGGCAAAAUUAUGCUAUAGCUAUGAUGCACUUACAGUUUUGUGCCUACAGCUUUCAUUUUGUGCUUGCAGAAGCUGAAAGGGAACUGAAGGAAGAAAAGCCAAAGCAAAAAAUUGCAUUUGCAAGAUUUCCCACGGUGUAGAACAAAGUUAAGUUUAGCUUGGACUGGAAAUUGCACACCUUCGGUUUUCGCAUGUAUAUAAAUUGACAGAUGUUACCUGUGCACAGUGUGCAAAGGUUUCACUUGUGAACUGCUCUUUCAAUAGUGGGGAAAAAUUAAAAAAUUGUGUGCAUAUUACCUGGCUUUCCUGCAGUCACAGUGAGAGGGAUUCUGUAUUUUGUCAUGUUUGAGAGCCUGAGCCUUGCCAGCUGUAUCAUACCAUGUUUGAGGCACAGCAAAGGAGGAAGAUGAAGGUGUUUUUCUUCUGUAUAUUAAUUGAUGUAUUGCUGAAAACAGUCUGUUUUCCACCUGAGAGUUCCAACCAUGUUACUCACAGAUGCUUGUGCAGCUGAUUCAUUUUUUUAACAGUGAUUAAAUAGUUCAAAUGUUCAGUUUAGAGUUCUAAAGUUUUACAAUUAUCAAAGCCAGUAUCUUGAAAAAGAUUUAAGAGCAUAAUUAGAGUUCUGUUAAUAGUUGUAUUGUCUAAAUGAGAUUUUAAUCUGCAAAUUUGGCCUUUGAUUCCCCACUGAAUGCUCAUGGUAAUUGCAUAUUUUGAAAUACUCCUUAGGUAGAUUGAUGCUUUUAGGAGAAGCAGCAUUUGAAGGGAGCAGCUUUAGUUUUUUUGCUCUAACGAUCCUGAAACUUUUCCCUUUCCCAUUAAGAAAAAGUGGUCGUUCUCAGGAUGGUGGUUUUUCCAUGGAGGGAAGGGAUUAAUUAGCACUUUUCUUUUAGAACUUAAUGAAGCUUAUUCAGUUCUUCUAAGUGCAUUAAAAACUAGAUUGGUUGCUGCAAUGUAGUCUUAAUUUUCCCCUUGUUGCCCUGCACCCCAGGGGCUUCGAGUUUCAGUGUAACAGCCUGGGGGCUCCUCACUUUUGAAAUGAUAUCUAAACCUGAUGCCGUCUUAACACUAAGAGGUGCAAGGUUGGCAGUGAACUUCCUGGUCAGCAGGGGAAGCAGUGUUUGGAAUUUACAGGGUAACUGGUCCUAAGUUGCCAUGCUGCAUUUUCUCUGGGUUGCACAGCCUGUGUGCACAGUGGCAGAUUAAUGCACUUUCUGUCCAUUCAGUUCCCGGGCCCCAUCUCAGAGCAGAGUCCUGGUGGGGCUGGGAGCAAAAAGGUGUGGGUGCAUUGGGAGAGGGAUCUCCUCUGAGUGACAAAGAUGGGUUGCUCCCCUUCAGCCCUGUAAGGUAUGGAUGCUUCUUUACAGCAUGGUUGGUGAUUAGGUUUUGGGGUAUUACACCAGAGAAAACAAUCUAAACAGAAGGUAGGACUGUGGGCGGAAGUUUAUCUCCUAUUCCUCACUGUCCCUUGUUGUCUGCCAAGAACUGUACAUUCAGCUUUGCUCUCCUCAACCCCAAAACACAAGUGGGGUAGUGAAGAACAGCAGCAUUGUACAAUGGGGUUGUAGGCCAUGUUUAUCAACUCCUUUUUUAUUCAUAACCUCUACCUCAAAAAGAGAUAUUCUAUUGUUAUUUUCAUUGGACAGUGCAAAGUUAUUUAGCUUUCAGCUAGCAAUCAGGUUAGGAUGGUCACGGGCAAGAGAGAUAUAAUCAUACCUGCUGGUGUAGCUCCACACUGAUACAGGGAGUGCUUCUCCCUACUCCCUUCCU
Lagopus muta (rock ptarmigan) is the source of this 3336-nucleotide messenger RNA. RefSeq names its product homeobox protein vent1-like. The coding region runs from base 391 to 1248 and encodes 285 amino acids. Gene Ontology annotation, cellular component: nucleus. Gene Ontology annotation, molecular function: DNA-binding transcription factor activity, RNA polymerase II-specific; RNA polymerase II cis-regulatory region sequence-specific DNA binding. Gene Ontology annotation, biological process: regulation of transcription by RNA polymerase II; cell differentiation. The record is from RefSeq and is a predicted model, not a curated record. Lineage: Eukaryota; Metazoa; Chordata; Aves; Galliformes; Phasianidae. The transcript has 4 exons.